Magallana angulata is the source of this 728-nucleotide messenger RNA. Its product is annotated as exosome complex component CSL4-like. The transcript has 8 exons. Lineage: Eukaryota; Metazoa; Mollusca; Bivalvia; Ostreida; Ostreidae. Gene Ontology annotation, biological process: RNA processing. Gene Ontology annotation, cellular component: cytoplasm; nuclear exosome (RNase complex). The record is from RefSeq and is a predicted model, not a curated record. Gene Ontology annotation, molecular function: RNA binding. The coding region runs from base 115 to 708 and encodes 197 amino acids.
UUUUCCUACACAUAAAAUUUGGGUUUUAACUCCAGAAUAAGGUCGGUAAAAUUGGGUAAUUCGUCAUUCGUUUGCCUGUACCCCCUGUAUGCAGACGAGUUCAUUCAGUUCAAGAUGGCUGCGCCCACAAUUUGUGUUCCAGGUCAGAGGAUAUGCCGCUUGGAGGAGACUUGUAAAGAAGGAAAUGGAACUUACCUUAGAAAUGGCUACAUCUACUCAAGUCUAGCAGGGUAUUUACAUACUUCUGAAGGUGAAGGUGGAAAGACCCUUAUUGAAGUGAAAACACAGGAGGAGCAGAAUGUUGUACCCUCAGUAGACGCCAUAGUAACAACAAGGAUAACAAAUGUCAACCCUAGAUUCUGCAAAUGUUUAAUUCUAAGUGUAGGAAAGAUUCCACUGAGAGAGCCAUUUCGAGGUCAAAUAAGGAAAGAAGAUGUUCGAGCAACAGAAAAAGACAAAGUUGAAAUGUACAAGUGUUUUAGACCUGGAGAUAUUGUUGUCGCAAAAGUUCUUUCACUUGGAGAUGCCCAUUCUUAUAUACUCAGUACAGCAGAAAAUGAACUAGGAGUUGUCAUAGCAACAAGUGAAGCAGGUGCUACAUUGGAGCCCAUCAGUUGGUGCAAGAUGAAAUGCCCCAAAACAAUGGCAGAAGAAUUUAGAAAAGUAGCCAAAGUACAGCCAAAAUAUGUACAAUACGCAGGAACGUAAUAAAAGUUAAUAAAAAUAAA